UUUUCAAACUGAAGUCAUUUUCGCUAGUGUUAAACAUCCUCAGAAAACUUCAUCUUCAAAGAGGGGUAUAAAUGGAGCUACCGGAAUGGGUCAACUUACUGUACGACCUUUUACUAUUCGCGGGAAUGGCAUUGAUUUACAUAAGCGAAGCUCUUAUCCUGACCUUCAUUCCACGACGUUAUCGUGCAAAAUCUAUCAAAGGAGAGGUGGCUCUGAUAACAGGAGGCGCUGGAGGAAUUGGAAAGCUGAUGGCCAUCAAGCUGGCCAAACUUGGAGCACACGUUGUCAUCUGGGAUAUCAAUAGAACUGGUCUGGAAGAUACAGUUCAGGAGAUUAGACAAAAUGGAGGAAAAUGCUCGAGUUACUAUUGCGAUAUUACCAAGAGGGAAGAAGUGUACAGGAUAGCGAAGACGGUGCAGAUCGAAGUUGGCCCUGUUACCCUGUUGAUAAACAACGCGGGCUAUGUACAUGGAAAAACGCUUUGGGACUUACCAGACGAUGAAAUCGAGCGCACUUACAGAGUUAACAUUCUGUCGCAUUAUUGGAUUACCAAAGCAUUCAUGAGGGACAUGAUGAAAAACAAUCACGGUCACAUCGUGACUGUGGCAAGCGUCGCAGGACUCUUAGGAACUUACAACUGCACGGAUUAUUCGGCCACGAAAUCUGCAGCUAUCGGUUACCAUGAGAGCCUCUUCAGUGAACUCAGAGCCCAUGGUUAUAAUGGAAUUCACGCGACUCUGGUAUGUCCGUACUUCAUCAACACGGGUAUGUUCCAUGGAGUGAAACCCAGGCUAAUGCCAAUGCUAGAACCUGAAUAUGUAGCAGAAGAAGUUGUAUCUGGAAUAUUAGUGAAUCAAAUAAAUGUUGUACUACCUGGAACAGUUAGAUAUCUCUUGCCACUCAAAUGCUUACUUCCGGCAAAGCUAUGUUGGGCUUUAAUGUAUAAUAUUAUACAAGGACCUCAAUCUAUGAUGAUGUUCAAAGGAAAAGAGGACAAGACAUUGAAAAACAACAACAAUAUUGCAGUAAUAUCCAAAGAAACACGCGUACACUAAUGUGUACUGAGUACGUUACAAGAA
Molecule: messenger RNA, 1079 nt
Organism: Osmia bicornis bicornis
Lineage: Eukaryota; Metazoa; Arthropoda; Insecta; Hymenoptera; Megachilidae
Product: estradiol 17-beta-dehydrogenase 11
Exons: 8
Coding region: 72-1055 (327 amino acids)
Cellular component (GO): lipid droplet
Molecular function (GO): oxidoreductase activity, acting on the CH-OH group of donors, NAD or NADP as acceptor
Source: RefSeq, a predicted model, not a curated record